This is a messenger RNA of Acaromyces ingoldii, 1239 nucleotides long. Its product is annotated as acyl-CoA dehydrogenase NM domain-like protein. The transcript has 2 exons. The coding region runs from base 1 to 1239 and encodes 412 amino acids. Lineage: Eukaryota; Fungi; Basidiomycota; Exobasidiomycetes; Exobasidiales; Cryptobasidiaceae. Gene Ontology annotation, cellular component: mitochondrion. The record is from RefSeq and is a predicted model, not a curated record. Gene Ontology annotation, molecular function: flavin adenine dinucleotide binding; acyl-CoA dehydrogenase activity.
AUGGUCGCCACUGGCCCUGCAGCUCGCCUCUUCAGCAGCACACCCCUGCGUCGCUCCGAGUUUGAGAACCCGUUCGGACCCAACUCGCUGGCCAAGGUGACCGAGGAGGAGGAGAUGCUCCGUGACGCCGUCCGACGCUUCGCCGAGGAGGUCAUCCAGCCGCGUGUCGAGUCAAUGGACGAGGCCGAGAAGAUGGACCCCGAGAUCAUCAAGGGCCUCUUUGAGCAGGGUCUCAUGGGCAUCGAGACGAGCGAGGAGCACGGCGGUGCCGCAGGAAGCUUCACGGCGGCCAUCAUUGUCAUCGAGGAGCUGGCCAAGGUCGACGCCUCGGUCUCUGUUCUGUGCGAUGUGCACAACACCCUCGUCGACACCGUCAUUCGCAAGUACGCCAGCAAGCACCUCCAGGACAAGUACCUGCCGCAGCUGUCCGAGAGCAAGCUGGGCUCCUUCUGCCUCUCGGAGCCUUCCUCGGGCUCGGACGCCUUUGCCAUGAAGACGUCCUGCCGAAAGUCCGACGACGGCAAGCACUGGGUCCUCAACGGCAGCAAGAUGUGGAUCACCAACUCGGCAGAGGCCGAGUUCUUCAUCGUCUUUGCCCAGGGCGACCCCAGCAAGGGCUACAAGGGCAUCAGCGCGUUUGCCGUGGAAAAGGACAUGGGCGUCGAGAUUGCCAAAAAGGAAAAGAAGCUGGGCAUCCGUGCCUCGUCGACGUGCACCGUCAAUUUCGACGAGGUCAAGGUGCCCGUCGAGAACCUGAUUGGCGAGGAGGGCAAGGGCUACAAGAUUGCCAUUGAGAUUCUCAACGAGGGCCGCGUGGGCAUUGGCGCCCAGAUGGUCGGCAUUGCCCAGGGCGCCUUUGACAAGGCGGUGCGGUACGCGUACGAGCGCAAGCAGUUUGGCAAGUCUGUCGCCUCGUUCCAGGGCAUGCAGUUCCAGAUUGCCGAGGCUGCGGUGCAGAUCGAGGCCGCAAGGAACCUCGUCUACAACGCUGCGCGCCGAAAGGAGGAGGGACGGCCCUUCACAAAGGAGGCUGCCAUGGCCAAGCUCUACGGAAGCCAGAUCGCAGAGAGCGUCUCGUCGCUGGCCAUUGAGCUCUGCGGCGGCAUUGGCUUCACCCGAGAGUCAGGCAUCGAAAAGUACUACCGCGACUCAAAGAUCGGCGCCAUUUACGAGGGUACGAGCAACAUCCAGAAGCAGACCAUCUUCAAGCUUGUUGAGGGCGAGAUGGGCCUCAAGUAG